UGAUAAUCCACGGAAUAGUGCAGUUGAUAAAUGGAGGUAUAGUGUUUGUCAAGUUAGUUUGUUUACGCGUGUUUAUUUUCGCUCCGAUCAGGCUUUUUCUCGUUUUUGUGUCUGUUUAAAGGUAGAUGAAGGUAACAAGAUGUCCAGAAAUCACAAGGACAAAUAUGAAAGUUCAAGUUCGCGUCGUACGCACUCAAUUAUGUCAACCGAGGACGCUAAUUCUGGGAAGAAAUCUCAUUGGCCGGAACUGGAGAUAACAGGGAAUGUUAAAAAUUUAAGCUCUAAUUUGUGGCAGCUUAAACAUUUAACAGCAUUAUAUCUUAAUGACAAUAGUUUACAAAGGAUACCAGUUGAAAUAGGACGAUUAGCAAAUUUAAAAGUCUUGGAUUUGAGUAACAAUAAAUUAAGAAGCUUGCCUUCUGAGCUUGGAGACCUCAUCAACCUUAAAGAAUUAUUGUUAAAUCAGAAUUAUCUACGAGUGUUGCCGUACGAGUUAGGAAAAUUAUUCCAGUUACAAGUGUUAGGACUCCAUGGGAACCCUCUCAGCAAGGAUAUGAUGGCGUUGUAUGGCGAGCCGCAGGGAACUCACAAGCUCCUGUCUUUCAUGCUCGACAAUUUACAAGUAACAGCAAAUCCACCGCCGCAACGACCCUGGAUUCCCUUGACCAGGCCCAACAGGACGAGACCCACAUGUAUCUUCACGGUAAUGUGCUACAACGUUUUGUGCGACAAGUAUGCGACACGGCAGAUGUACGGAUACUGUCCCAGCUGGGCCUUGGAGUGGGAGUACCGAAAAAAGGGAAUUCUCGAGGAAAUCCGUCACUAUUCAGCAGACAUUAUCAGUCUCCAGGAAGUAGAAACCGACCAAUUCUACAAUUUCUUCCUCCCGGAGCUGAAGCGCGAGGGAUACGACGGUAUCUUUUCUCCGAAAUCCAGGGCCAAAACGAUGGCCGAGAACGAUCGUAAAUACGUCGACGGGUGCGCCAUCUUCUACAGAACAGCCAAAUUCACGCUCAUAAAAGAACAUCUAGUGGAAUUCAAUCAGCUCGCGAUGGCCAACGCCGAGGGAUCCGACAACAUGUUGAACCGCGUGAUGCCACGUGAUAACAUUGGAUUGGCUGCUCUUCUUCGUACAACAGAAGCCGCUUGGGACAACGGAAUACCAUCAGAUCCAGCACAAAUUCAACAGCCGAUAUUAGUAUGCACAGCACACAUACACUGGGAUCCAGAAUACUGUGAUGUUAAAUUAAUUCAGACAAUGAUGCUGAGCAAUGAAUUGCGGACGAUGCUAGAACAAGCCAGUCAAUCAUUUAGACCUGGGCACAAACCUGAUGCUUCUAAUGUUCAAUUGCUACUUUGUGGUGAUUUUAAUUCUUUACCCGACUCUGGAGUGAUUGAGUUUCUGACAUCGGGACGGGUCGCGUCAGACCACCGCGACUUCAAAGACUUGACGUACAAAUCAUGCUUGCAAAAAAUAUCCGGAUGUGAUAAACCCAAUGAGUUUAUACAUUCAUUUAAAUUAGCUUCUGCUUAUAGUGAAGAUAUAAUGCCAUGUACUAAUUACACAUAUGAUUUUAAAGGAAUAAUAGACUAUAUUUUCUAUUCGAAAUUAAAUAUGACUCCGUUAGGUAUACUAGGACCACUAAGCGCCGAUUGGUUUAGGGAAAAUAAUGUCGUAGGAUGUCCUCACCCGCACAUACCAUCUGAUCAUUUCCCGUUGCUAGUUGAAUUAGAAAUGACACCACAGGGAACUAGUAAUGGUUUAAUAUCACGUAGGUAGCAGCAGCCACCGCGAUCUAGGCAAAAAUAACAACAGCAACAAUGAAAAAUGAUAAUAAAUAAGGGAACGUUUUAAUAAAUAAUUGAAUGGCGAUUGAUGUCCGGUAAUUAUCUCACACUCUGGCUCUACAAUAUCUUGUGUUUCCUAAACAA
This is a messenger RNA of Microplitis mediator, 1932 nucleotides long. It is a transcript of the gene twin, whose product is annotated as CCR4-NOT transcription complex subunit 6-like. Gene Ontology annotation, molecular function: poly(A)-specific ribonuclease activity; protein binding. Bases 140 to 1780 code for a protein of 546 amino acids. Gene Ontology annotation, biological process: nuclear-transcribed mRNA poly(A) tail shortening. Gene Ontology annotation, cellular component: CCR4-NOT complex; nucleus; cytoplasm. The record is from RefSeq and is a predicted model, not a curated record. The transcript is spliced from 10 exons. Lineage: Eukaryota; Metazoa; Arthropoda; Insecta; Hymenoptera; Braconidae.